Molecule: messenger RNA, 580 nt
Organism: Psammomys obesus (fat sand rat)
Lineage: Eukaryota; Metazoa; Chordata; Mammalia; Rodentia; Muridae
Product: serum amyloid A-5 protein
Exons: 4
Coding region: 87-449 (120 amino acids)
Cellular component (GO): extracellular region
Source: RefSeq, a predicted model, not a curated record
CCUCAGCAGGGGGGCUCAGCAUAAAUACCAGCCUCCUUUCACCUACAGCCACAGCCCACCAGCUCUGCCCAGCAGACAUCAGCAGGAUGAAGCUUCUCACUGGCCUCAUUUUCUGCUCCCUGGUCCUGGGGGUCAGCAGUUGGCUUUCAUUUCUUGGUGAGGCUUUCCAAGGGGCUGGGGACAUGUGGAGAGCCUACUCCGACAUGAAAGAGGCCAACUGGAAAAACUCAGACAAAUACUUCCACGCUCGGGGGAACUAUGACGCUGCCCAAAGGGGGCCAGGGGGAGUCUGGGCCGCUGAAGUCAUCAGUGACGCGAGAGAGAACUUUCAGAGUCUCUUAGGCCGUGGACAUGAGGACACCAUGGCUGACCAGGAAGCCAACAGACACGGCCGCAGCGGCAAGGACCCCAAUCACUACAGGCCUGCUGGCCUGCCUGACAAAUACUGAGCAUCCUCCUGUCAGCCUCAGGAGGCUGUGCUGUGGGGUGUGGGUACGGGCCGAGUUUUCAGUCUUGUAGCCACAAAACUUGUUAGACAACACAUAGUAGCUGUGUAAUAAACACAUACAAGAACAAAUAA